Aplosporella prunicola CBS 121167 is the source of this 1035-nucleotide messenger RNA. RefSeq lists its product as uncharacterized. The transcript has a single exon. Bases 1 to 1035 code for a protein of 344 amino acids. Lineage: Eukaryota; Fungi; Ascomycota; Dothideomycetes; Botryosphaeriales; Aplosporellaceae. The record is from RefSeq and is a predicted model, not a curated record.
AUGUUCACGCUCAGCACGUCCCCGCACCCGCAACGCGCGGCGCUGCUCAACGGCCCGACCGUCGACGUCGUCGUGCCCUUCGCCAGCUGCGCCGACCUCACGCACACGGUGCCGGCGGUGCCGCGGCAGCUGCUGUUUGCGUGCGCGCGGGAGGCGGCGCUGCAGCUGCGGGCGAGCGCCGACGUCGUGCCGCUGGGGCUGGGGAUCGAGGUCGGCUUUGGUGUCGGGAUGAUGGGGCUGGGGAUCGAGGGGUUUUGCGCGUCGCCGACGGGGAGCGGGAGCGGGGGUGUUGGGUCGCCGACGGUUGAGAGCGCGGCGGGAGCGGGAUGGGGAGCGCUAGGGGCGGCGGGGGCGCGCGGGAGCGUCGGGAGCGUGCGGAGCGUUGGCAGCGGUGGGAGCGGCAGCGGGAUGAAGAGCGCCGCGGGCGCGGCGGGGAGACGGUCCGUGGUGCUGUCGUCCGAGGCGAGCGUGUCGCCCGCGGCCGUCGAGUUCCUGCUGGCGUACCUGCGCCGCGCGUGCAAGGAGGAGGUGGUGCCGGCGCUGUUUCCCGGGGCGGCGAGCUGGCGGCUGGGGGUGCAGGUGCUGGGGGCGGCGCGGGGGCUGGGGGUGCGGGAGGUGGAGGGGGGGUGCGUGCGGUUUCUGCGGGGGUGGAUUGGCGGUGCGGGCGAAGCAUCAGAACGAGGCGAACGAGGCGAAGCGGGGGAACAGGGAGGCGCGCUGCCGCUGAGUGUCGACGAUGUCAAGGUGUUGGUUAUGACGGUCGGCGAGCGCGAUCCGCUGGUCAAGGAGGUGGUGGAGCGAGUGAGGGCUGAGGAGGCGGAGAGGGGCGAGGGCGACCUCGGCGCGUAUUUGAGGGAGAAUUGGCGGGGGGUGUGGGAGAGGGCGGGGAGGGGGAAGCAGCUGGAUAAGAAGAGGGGCGUGGCGAUGGGGCGGAAGAUGAUGUUUCGCCGGAGUAGGCCGCUUAGUAUGCCGGUUAGUAUUAAGGAGGCUGUGGUGGAGGAGGACGAGGGCGACGAGGCCGAGCGCAGGGAGUAG